Phascolarctos cinereus (koala) is the source of this 940-nucleotide messenger RNA. It is a transcript of the gene COPZ1, whose product is annotated as coat protein complex I subunit zeta 1. Gene Ontology annotation, biological process: retrograde vesicle-mediated transport, Golgi to endoplasmic reticulum; intra-Golgi vesicle-mediated transport; intracellular protein transport. Lineage: Eukaryota; Metazoa; Chordata; Mammalia; Diprotodontia; Phascolarctidae. The record is from RefSeq and is a predicted model, not a curated record. Gene Ontology annotation, cellular component: COPI vesicle coat.
CUCUUCAAGAUGACAAUCAAAAAAUCCGCGCUCGUUUUGGAAAGACCUGGCUGAAAGCGCUUCCUUCUCUAGGGAAGCUCUACCUUUUGAUUCGUCAGGAGAGCCGGGGCCUGGAACCAAUCAGCGGCUUCGUCGGCUCAGCGGCUCCACGUCGGCACCAUCUGCGGGGCAAGAUGGAGGCGUUGAUUCUGGAACCUUCUCUGUACACAGUCAAAGCCAUCCUGAUCCUGGACAAUGAUGGAGAGCGGCUCUUUGCCAAGUACUAUGACGACACCUACCCCAGUGUCAAGGAGCAGAAGGCUUUUGAGAAGAACAUUUUCAACAAGACCCACCGGACUGACAGUGAGAUUGCCCUCUUGGAAGGCCUGACUGUGGUGUAUAAAGGCAGCAUUGACCUCUACUUCUAUGUGAUUGGCAGUUCCUAUGAAAACGAGCUGAUGCUAAUGGCUGUUCUGAACUGCCUCUUUGACUCUUUGAGCCAGAUGCUGAGGAAGAAUGUUGAGAAGCGAGCACUGUUAGAGAACAUGGAAGGACUCUUCCUGGCUGUAGAUGAGAUCGUAGAUGGAGGGGUGAUUCUAGAGAGUGACCCCCAGCAAGUGGUACACAGAGUAGCAUUGCGGGGUGAAGAUGUCCCCCUUACAGAGCAGACUGUGUCUCAGGUACUGCAGUCCGCAAAGGAACAGAUCAAGUGGUCACUGCUUCGGUGAAGACUCCAUUACCCCCCCUGCCCCCAUCAUCCCUCCCAAAGCCAUUUGUCUACUGUGAUGCCUCCACUCCCCCAUCCUCACCCCUCUUGCACUGCACUGAUGAUCUCAGGGCCUUCAGGGGAACAAGGGCCUUCUAUUCUCACCACUUUUUUUUGUCUUCUCUCUUCUUUUUCCCCCUCUUCCCAAAAUUAUCCUGAAGACCAAAAACUAGGAUUAAACAAAGAGAGAGGUUA